GCGAAUUUGUUGGUGCGUAGACGUGAACUACGGAAUGGAAAUUGCUGGAUCAUCUGUACCUGUUGGUAUGAGAAGAGACGACAUGUGUAAAGUUAUGGCAAAAAGUACAGGGUUCCAUCGAUGGGGUGACCUUCCCGUUGACAUCAAGCUUUACAUCUUGAAAUACCUCGCUUUUCCAACAUUGAGACGCCUCAUGUUUCUGAAUAAGGAAUGCUACAACUUGAUACGCAAGAUAAAACCGAAGGUUGAGCUACGUCUUGAAGAUGCGGCGUAUUCAGCUUCCAAGAAUCAGCGUAAGCGUAAACCAGCAAAAAAUCACGACAGUGUGGAAUUACAUAUAUAUUGGGACAAUCCAGGAGCCAGUCCGAAAUCUGAACAUGAUUAUCCACUGAUAUUUGUAAAAGAAAAUGAGGAGCAGUGCUGUGUGCAGAGACUAAUAACUAAAAAGGGCAAGUUUCGCAAGCGACCAGGCACAAGAUACAGCUCAAACACCAUUACUGCAGCAACAAAAGUUCUGUUCUGGCUUUCCAAAGUUCUAGAUAUUCAAGCAACGACCGUUUCAGUGCCUUCACCAAAUGCGGACUUACAGGCUGUUCUAGCAGAGCAAUCGUCUUCACAGAAAAUAGCUAAGCAAUAUUUUGCCAUGAUUACUGAAGACAAACCCUCGAUCACUAUUGAAUUUCUGAGAUUUUUAAAACCUGGAUGCGGAGUUUCAAUCGAACAACGGAAAAAAGCAACGGAACUCUUCGAUGGUUCUGAAUUAUUUAACCAUGAAAUUAUUCGAUGCGCUCGAAGCAUACAAAUAUUCAGCGACAAGGACCUAAUGAUGACGGACCAUCAGCUUGUUCGCCUUGCAGCAGAAGAGAUUUCCAUCAACGCAUCUAACAUUACACCUGAAGCUAUCAAUAAGCUUAUAUUGGAAUGGCUGGAAGGAAAACGCAAAAUCAGUAUCAUAAUGCUGGAUACGUUGCAAACUUUGGACUCAGGGAUCAUUUUGCAAAAUGUUGAUCCGAAUGCGAUUAUGCUUUGGGAGGACUAUGUGAAACUGCCAUCCUUCCAAGGGAAGUUAAAUUUCGAAGAUGCGCCCACUCCAGUCGUCAGAGGGCCUCAAGGAUUUCUCGUAGUACGAACGGAGAAGAACUCUUGCAUGCUAGUUUCUGAUAGCUUUUCGGCCUCAUGAAAAAAAUGUGAUCACUUGAUAUAUAAUAUGAUUCUACUGCAGAGCACCUCUCACGUCUUAUGAAACACUAUAGAUGUGCUGUGCUUACAGAUGAAGUGGAAGAAGCGUUUGCUCCUUUGUUUUUUUUCACGUUUGUUCCUUGCCUCAAAUUUUUAGCUGGUGACUAAUACGAUAAACAUCUAGUGUAUGAUUGUUUCUUC
Molecule: messenger RNA, 1380 nt
Organism: Cylicocyclus nassatus
Lineage: Eukaryota; Metazoa; Nematoda; Chromadorea; Rhabditida; Strongylidae
Source: the annotation of a GenBank genome assembly